AUGCUUCUCGCCGACAGCUUUGCCCGCGCCGGGUACAUUACUGUUGCCCCGGACUUGAUGGACGGCAAGCCAAGGACCGAAGGCUCCAUGUCAGGGUUCAACGCAAGCGAGUUUUUCAAGUCGCAUGGACCUAGCGUCACAGACCCCAAAGUUGAGAAAGCCAUCGCGUACAUGCGAGAGCAGAUGGGCGUCCGUCACAUUGCCUCGACUGGGUAUUGUUUCGGUGGGCGAUAUGUCUUCCGAGCACUUGGUCUUCCUGACAAAAAGGGAGUGCAGGUUGGGUUUGCUGCACAUCCAAGCGCACUCGGUGAUGACGAAAUCAAGGCUAUUAGAGGACCUGCAAGUUUAGCCGUGGCUGAGGGGGAUACUGCUAUCGGAAGAUACCUGUAUGUUCAGGCUCCUUCGAGUCACAUCAGAAACCCGAUAUUUCACAUUGCCAAAAUGUCUCUCGCCUUCAGCAACAAAGUUAUCAUUGUGAUUGGCUCUGCAUCUGGAAUGGGCUUAGCUACAGCAAAGACUCUGCUCAAUGAAGGUGCCAAGGUUGGGAUGUCUGACGUCAACAGCGCGGCUCUUGAGAAUGCAGUCAAAGGACUUGACGCAGAGCAACAAGGCAGAGUGUUCUCCAGAGCCUCAGAUGUCACAGACCGCUCAUCGAUCCGUGGCUUCCUAAGAGACACAAAGUCGCAUUUCGGCAAGGUUGAUGGCGUCGCCAACUUUGCCGGCUGUGGUGGUCAUGAAUUGGGCACCCAGUCGAUCUGGGAAACCAGUGACGCCGAAUUCAACUUCAUCACCAAUCUUAACAUCAAGGGGGCAUUUCAUGUACUCGCUGAAGCUCUGAUGCCCGACUUCCUAUCUCACGGCGGAAGUUUUGUUCAUGUCGGAAGCAUGUUCUCUCUCCAAGGCUUCCUGAAGGGUGCGGUGUUUGCCGCUUCCAAGCAUGCGUCCCUGGGUAUGGUUCGCAGUGCCGCUAAAGAAGUCGGCGACAAGGCUAGGGUCAAUUGUGUGUUACCCGGUGCUAUUGACACGCCGAUGCACCAGGCCAAUUUGGCUAGAGUGCCCAAGGACUUCCCUACCCCAAUACUUGUAGGAAUGGCCCAAGAAGUUGCCGAUGUGACCGUUUUCAUGCUCAGCGACAAGAGCACCUUUGUCAAUGGAGCCGCUUGGAGUGUCGACGGGGGUGCCGGUUUGUAA
Molecule: messenger RNA, 1191 nt
Organism: Colletotrichum fioriniae
Lineage: Eukaryota; Fungi; Ascomycota; Sordariomycetes; Glomerellales; Glomerellaceae
Molecular function (GO): hydrolase activity
Source: RefSeq, a predicted model, not a curated record